Drosophila santomea is the source of this 711-nucleotide messenger RNA. It is a transcript of the gene Send2, whose product is annotated as trypsin alpha. Gene Ontology annotation, molecular function: serine-type endopeptidase activity. Lineage: Eukaryota; Metazoa; Arthropoda; Insecta; Diptera; Drosophilidae. The record is from RefSeq and is a predicted model, not a curated record. Gene Ontology annotation, biological process: proteolysis.
AUGUACAUAAAUUCAUAUGUUAAAUUAAUGGCGAUCAAUUCCCUGUCCGCAGGACGAGUAAGCCAACCAGAAGGGCGCAUUAUCGGUGGAGAAACCAUUGAAAUCGAACAGACACCCUGGCAGGUGUCCUUGUUACAUAAUGGCGGCCUUAGGUGUGGGGGCUCUUUUUUCAUUACUGCGGCCCAUUGCUUUUUUGAUAAGUUCGGAAGACGACAUAGUGACCAGGAAUUUCAAGUUCGAGCGGGAUCCGCCGUAACAGACUUCAAUGGAAAUCUUGUCGAAGUAGUCGCCAUAAAAAUACAUGAAAAUUUUCGUGGACAUAUCAACGACAUCGCCAUCGUGCGCUUAAGUAAGCCACUCGAGUUCACAAACAAAGUUAUGCCCAUUCCUUUGGCCACGACGAAUCCUUAUCCUGGAACGACUGCCUUCGUCUCUGGCUGGGGAUUAUUCUUAUUUCCUAAAAAUCUUCAAGGAUUAACCGUUUACAUUCAAAGUCUUGACUAUUGUGGAUUAUUUGAUCCAUCGAUAGUAUGUGCAGGAACUUUUAGAAGGGCGACUUGUAGAGGAGACUCUGGAGGACCAUUGGUAGUUAACAACGAACUUGUGGGUGUUGUCACCGGCAGUUUUGACCUCAAUUGCAUGUCUAGUACAUCCUGCGCCAGUGUCCCGUAUUUACGUGAAUGGAUAUUAACUACUGUUGCCUCAAUUUAA